Molecule: messenger RNA, 2828 nt
Organism: Monomorium pharaonis (pharaoh ant)
Lineage: Eukaryota; Metazoa; Arthropoda; Insecta; Hymenoptera; Formicidae
Gene: ras
Product: inosine-5'-monophosphate dehydrogenase 1b
Exons: 2
Coding region: 1056-2708 (550 amino acids)
Biological process (GO): GTP biosynthetic process
Cellular component (GO): cytoplasm
Molecular function (GO): IMP dehydrogenase activity
Source: RefSeq, a predicted model, not a curated record
UUAACUAGAACUUUUUAGAAAUUUAAAAGACAUUUUUUCAUCUAUAUUGGAUACUUAUUUCAUUUUUCAAAAAAGUGGCUGUGAUUAGUCUUACGUCAUUAAUCGCUUCCAGAGCGAUUAACUCAGGCCGUUCGAAAACGCUAUUAUAUUAAAUUGAACUAUAAUUUAACCCUUAAACCUCACACGGGUGCAAAUUUGCACCAACAAAAAUAUCAAUCUUGGACAAGUUUCUAUCUGCACACAUCCUAACACUGCACAUCUCUUUCAACUGUCUCUUAAAAAUUUAAAAUUUUUAAGUAAUGUUUAUUAAAUAUUAACAAAAUAUUUGUUCAAACUUUUUUUUAAUAAAAAUGGGAACUUAUUGUUUUUUUCGCAUUUUUUUUUUAAUAUAAAAAAUAUUUUACAACACUAGAUUUAUGGGAUGUAUCAUUUUGACGCGUUUCAAAUUUUACUUAUGCUGACUUUUAUUUAACGAAACAAGUAUAUAUCGAAAUUCAUUUUCUUCAAAGCUUUCUAUAAAAUAAAUUGUUUUUUAAAGAAAAUGUGCGGUAUUGUUCACGCGUUAAAUUGACGCGUAUCCAUAGAGAUAGGUGAAGUCCGUAAAUCUAGUGUUAAAUAUUUUACUGAUUGGGUGGUGGUGGCUUUAGUUAAAAAAAACUUGGUUAUCGAUGUUGAGAAAAAAUAAUCGAACAUUAAUUAAUUAAAAAUAAAGAAACGAAUACGUUAUAUUCUUAAAGAACUCAUUAUGACCAGCUCGCAAAAUGCUCAUUUAAAUGGCGCAUAAAAUCACAAUAAGAGUACCUUACACCUCUUUUGGAAAAUUGAGGGACUCAUAAAAAUUUAUCUAAUUCAUAACGAGUUAAAAUAAAAUCGGAUGAAAACAUUAAUUAAUGGAGAAAACACUAUCGGUUAUUUUAAUUGAUCGAUGAACAUCAGCUACCCGGCCCACUCCUAUUCUAUGACGUGCACACGGUGCAUGAGCAUACAAGCGCUUUAGUGUUCUUGUGUUUCUUACUUUUUGUUUCUAUAGCUUUUUUUGAGUCGUGUAAAUCAGGAUGAUCGAGAAAAAAAAUAGCAAUGAGGUUACGAAACAGUUUCAGAUUAACAAGUCUAUUAGAAGGUGCAACAAAAAAACUAUGGCAGAUUAUGUAUUGGAAAAUAUAAAGUCGGCGGACGUGCCGAUACCAGACGACGGCUUGUCGGCUGCACAACUAUUCACCGCGGGUGAUGGCCUCACUUACAAUGAUUUUAUUAUAUUGCCGGGAUACAUCGACUUCACCGCAGACGAAGUUGAUUUGUUGUCACCGUUAACCAGAAAAAUUAUGCUAAAGGCACCGCUCGUGUCCUCACCUAUGGACACCGUUACUGAAUCUGAUAUGGCUAUAGCUAUGGCCCUGUCCGGUGGGAUCGGUAUCAUUCAUAAUAAUUGUACCCCCGAAUAUCAAGCUAACGAGGUGCACAAGGUAAAAAAAUAUAAACAUGGUUUUAUUAGGGAUCCAAUUGUGUUGGCUCCACAUCAUACAGUUAACGAUGUUUUAAACGUUAAGACUGAACACGGUUUUAGCGGAGUACCGAUCACAGACACGGGCAAAGUCGGCGGUAAACUGCUAGGCAUUGUAACUUCUAGAGAUAUCGACUUUCUCGAACGUUUGCCCGAUUAUCAACGCAAGACACUUAGCUCCAUAAUGACAACCCUGGAAGAUCUCAUCACCGCAUCAGCUAGUGUAACGUUGCAAGAGGCAAAUGUAAUAUUAGAGAAGUCGAAAAAAGGAAAGCUUCCCAUCGUCAACGAACGGGGUGAGCUGGUAUCCUUGAUGGCAAGAACUGAUUUGAAGAAGAACCGUAGCUAUCCGAAUGCCAGCAAGGACGAGAAUAAGCAGCUGUUGGUGGGAGCUGCAAUAGGAACGCGAGAAAUGGACAAACAUCGAUUGGAAUUGCUCAUAGCGGCUGGCGUGGACGUGGUGGUGUUGGAUUCGUCCCAGGGCAAUUCGAAAUAUCAGAUCGAUAUGAUCAAAUACAUCAAAUCUCAAUAUCCGAAUUUACAAAUUAUCGCCGGUAACGUCGUCACGGCGAUGCAAGCCAAAAAUCUUAUAGAAGCGGGAGCUGAUGCGUUACGCGUCGGAAUGGGCUGUGGAUCUAUCUGCAUCACGCAGGAAGUAAUGGCAACAGGACGACCGCAAGCGACAGCCGUUUACAAAGUUUCCGAAUACGCUAGAAAAUUUAGAAUACCCGUCAUAGCGGACGGUGGUAUUCAAUCUAUUGGUCAUAUUAUCAAAGGACUCAGUUUAGGUGCUAGUACAGUUAUGAUGGGUUCCCUCUUGGCUGGAACAUCCGAGGCUCCAGGCGAGUAUUUCUUUAGAGAUGGAGUCCGACUCAAAAAGUAUAGAGGAAUGGGUUCAUUAGAAGCCAUGGACAGGAAAGACUCCAAAGGUUCAGCGAUGAAUAGAUAUUUUCAUAAUGAAAUGGAUAAGCUGAAAGUAGCACAAGGUGUUAGCGGCUCUAUAGUGGAUAAGGGUUCAGUGCUUAAGUUUCUGCCUUAUUUAACUUGUGGGAUCAAACACGGUUGCCAAGAUAUCGGAGCGAAGUCGCUUACCAUUCUACGAUCUAUGCUGUACAGCGGAGAAUUAAGAUUUGAAAGAAGAACGCAUGCAGCUCAACAGGAGGGCAACGUACAUAAUUUAUUUUCUUACGAAAAGAGACUCUAUUAAUUAUGAUUAAUAACUCAUAAAGCACGUGUCACGCAAAAAAGUGCCUGCAUUUAAUCAGUGUAACAAAAUGUAUAUUUAAAAAAUAAACAUUUUUUUUAAUUUUAUAACGAAAUAAAAAAA